Saccharomyces paradoxus is the source of this 1413-nucleotide messenger RNA. It is a transcript of the gene HOS1, whose product is annotated as histone deacetylase. The record is from RefSeq and is a predicted model, not a curated record. The coding region runs from base 1 to 1413 and encodes 470 amino acids. The transcript has a single exon. NCBI's taxonomy places the organism in Eukaryota, Fungi, Ascomycota, Saccharomycetes, Saccharomycetales, Saccharomycetaceae.
AUGUCGAAAUUGGUCAUAUCAACAUCGAUAUUUCAGUCUCAAGUAGCUGAUUUACUCCCAUGUAACAAUCAUCAAAAAUCACAGCUGACGUAUUCCCUAUUAAACGCGUACGAUCUUCUUCAGCGAUUUGACGAAGUGUUAGCAUUUCCUUACAUUGCUAAGGAUGACCUACUGGAGUUCCAUUCGAAGCCAUAUAUCAGUUAUUUGAUAAAUGGAAGAUUCAAUAAAACAUUGCCACAAGAUGCAAAUGAUCCCAUAGUAGAGUGUAAAUGGGGUGAGUUGAGUGAAUUGGCUGAUAGCUGGAACGAAAAGAAUGAUCACAAUCCCUCGCAAGAUCUUCAGAGGUUCUCUAGAAGAGAAGAUCUCUAUAAUUAUUAUCUGAGUUAUUCACAAGCGCUUGAGAAGAAUAACAACAGCAUUAGUGAGAGCGAGGCGUUCACCAAUGAUGAACCAACAGAUCCUUACGUCGUAGAUUCUGAAACAAAAGAGUAUAAUUUAGAGGGGGAUUGCCCAGUUUUUUCGUACCUUCCUAUGCACUGUCAAGUUAUUGCUGGGGCCACUUUAAACUUGUUGGACCAUUUAUCACCCUCACACCGUCUUAUCGGUAUAAAUUGGGAUGGUGGAAGGCACCAUGCUUUCAAACAGAGGGCAAGCGGAUUCUGUUACAUAAACGAUGUCGUAUUGUUAAUUCAGCGAUUGCGCAAAAUGAAGUUAAAUAAAAUCACUUAUGUUGACUUCGACUUACAUCAUGGUGAUGGUGUGGAAAAGGCUUUCCAAUACUCUAAACAAAUACAGACAAUUUCGGUACAUCUUUACGAGCCUGGAUUUUUUCCUGGAACCGGUUCUUUAGAUGAUUCACGAAAGGGUAAGAACGUGGUUAAUAUCCCCUUAAAGCAUGGUUGUGAUGACGAUUACCUGGACUUGAUUGCAUCCAAAAUCGUCAAUCCUCUGAUAGAAAGGCACGAUCCUGAAGCUUUGAUAAUUGAAUGUGGUGGUGAUGGGCUUCUAGGUGAUAGAUUCAAUGAAUGGCAGCUAACAAUAAGAGGGCUUUCUCGGACUAUCAUAAAUAUCAUGAAAAGACAUCCACGAGCGCACAUAUUCCUGCUUGGAGGAGGCGGAUACAACGACUUGUUGAUGAGUAGGUUUUAUACGUUCUUGACCUGGUGCGUUACGAAGCAAUUUUCCACCUUAAGAUGUCACGACAAUAAUUUGGCCCAAGACGAACCAUUUGAUGUUUGUGAUAGUGAUGAUUCUGAACAGCUUAUACGGGAACACGAGCUUGUUGAAAUGUAUAAUGAAGAGAACUAUCAGUAUUGGAUAUAUGAGAUGGAAGGAAGUUCACGGAUGAAAACGUUAAGAAAUGACAAUAAGGUUAAAGAUAUGGUUGAGCUUAUGAAAUUUUAUGGACUGUGA